GUUAUGAGAAUCGGUCCAGAGGCUGCAGCAGUAACGAGACGUUAUGGGCGCAUCGAAUUUGGGCCUUGCCGUUGUUUUUGUCACGUUUUUUAGUGGAAUUUUGGCUUCUGCUGAGAAAGUACCUUUGGGUGCAAUUUUUGAACAAGGUACUGAUGAUGUACAAACAGCAUUCAAAUUUGCUAUGCUUCAGCAUAAUCAAAAUAUUUCGAGCAGAAAAUUUGAAUUCCAAGCUUAUGUUGAUGUUAUUAAUACUGCAGACGCGUUCAAAUUAUCCAGAUUAAUAUGUACACAAUUUUCAAGAGGAGUUUAUUCUAUGUUAGGAGCCGUGUCUCCCGAUUCAUUCGACACUCUACAUUCCUAUAGUAAUACGUUCCAGAUGCCCUUUGUAACUCCUUGGUUUCCCGAAAAAGUUUUAGCCCCAUCAUCAGGAUUCAUGGAUUAUGCUAUUUCUAUGAGACCUGAAUACCAUAAGGCUAUAAUUGAUACCGUUAAAUAUUAUGGAUGGAGACAGAUAAUAUAUUUGUACGACUCUAAUGAUGGUUUACUCAGACUUCAACAAAUUUACCAAGGCCUAACACCAGGUAGUGAAAUUUUUCAAGUGACUACAGUUAGAAGAAUUAAUAACGUGAGUGAAGCUUUAUUGUUCCUAAGAGGAAUAGAAGAACAUUCUAGAUGGACCAAUAAAUACGUAGUUUUGGAUUGUUCAACGGAUACAGCAAAAGAAAUCGUAGUUAACCAUGUCAGAGACAUCUCGUUAGGAAGAAGGAACUAUCAUUAUCUGUUAUCAGGAUUGGUUAUGGACGAAAGAUGGGAAAGCGAAGUUGUGGAAUACGGAGCGAUCAACAUAACAGGAUUCAGAAUAGUAGACAGUUUCAAGCCUUACGUUAAAGAAUUUCUAGAAGGUUGGAAACGUCUUGAUCCUAGCCAAUCACCGGGAGCAGGAAAAGACAGUAUAUCAGCUCAAGCUGCAUUAAUGUACGAUGCAGUAUUUGUUCUUGUCGAGGCAUUCAAUAAGGUGCUGAGAAAAAAACCGGAUUUGUUCAGGAGUAAUGUUCGUAGGGGAUUGAAUUAUAAUGGUACUACCAAAGCUUUGGAUUGUAACGUAAAUGGUAAUUGGGUGACGCCUUGGGAACAUGGUGAUAAGAUUUCGAGAUUCUUGAGAAAGGUGGAAAUUGGUGGUUUGACAGGCGAAAUCCGUUUCAGCGAAGAGGGGCGUAGGCAAAACUACACAUUACAUGUGGUGGAGAUGACUGUGAAUAGCGCCAUGGUUAAAGUAGCAGAAUGGAGUGAUCAGACGGGCUUUAGUCCUGUGGCAGCUAAAUAUGUUAGAUUGAAAGCUAAUGCGCAUAUCGAACGAAAUAAAACCUACAUCGUCACGACUAUAUUGGAAGAGCCGUAUAUUAUGAGAAAAAUACCCGAAUUGGGUGAAACACUUUCCGGAAACGACCAAUUCGAAGGAUAUUGCAAAGAUCUUGCCAAUCUAAUAACUCAAAAAUUGGGUAUCAAUUAUGAACUAAGAAUAGUAAAAGAUGGUAAAUACGGAUCUGAAAAUCACGAAGUAAAAGGAGGCUGGGAUGGAAUGGUUGGCGAACUAGUUAGACAGGAAGCUGAUAUGGCAAUAGCUCCAAUGACUAUAACAUCUGAACGCGAACGUGUCAUCGACUUCAGCAAACCAUUCAUGUCUUUGGGCAUAUCGAUAAUGAUUAAAAAACCGAUGAAACAAAAACCUGGAGUGUGGAGCUUCUUGAAUCCACUUUCAAAAGAAAUUUGGGUCAGUGUUUUAUUUGCUUACGUCGGUGUCAGUAUAGUUCUAUUCGUGGUAUCUAGAUUUUCUCCGUACGAAUGGAGAUUACUCCAUUUAACAGGGGAGCACAGAGAACCUGCAAAUUCCCAUACAAACCACGGAGGUACAAUGGCCAACGAUUUUACAAUACUAAACUCGUUAUGGUUUGCUCUAUCAGCAUUUAUGCAACAAGGAGGAGAGUUAUCACCAAGAUCGUUAUCAGGAAGAAUCGUCGGAGCUUGUUGGUGGUUUUUCACGUUGAUUUUAAUAUCGAGUUAUACUGCCAAUUUAGCAGCAUUCUUAACGGUUGAAAGAAUGGUUACUCCAAUAAAUUCUCCGGAAGAUUUAGCUUCUCAAACAGAAGUGGAAUAUGGAACGUUGUACCAUGGCGCCACAUGGGAUUUCUUUAGGAGAUCUCAGUUAACGCUCUACUCAAAAAUGUGGGAGUUUAUGAACAGCAGGAAACACGUCUUCGUGACUUCCUACGACGAAGGCAUCAAGAGAGUACGUAACUCGAAAGGAAAGUUUGCUCUACUCAUCGAAUCACCUAAAAAUGAUUACACCAAUGAGAGAGAACCGUGCGAUACUAUGAAAGUUGGAAGAAACCUCGACGCCAAAGGAUUUGGAGUUGCUACACCACUAGGCUCACCAUUACGUGAUGCUGUCAAUUUAGCAGUGCUAUCUCUCAAAGAAGAUGGAGAAUUGACAAAACUGAAGAACAAAUGGUGGUAUGACAGAACUGAAUGUCUUAGAGACAAGCAGGAUACUUCUAGAAGCGAAUUAUCUCUUAGUAAUGUGGCGGGGAUAUUCUACAUCCUGAUAGCAGGACUUUUUAUCGCGAUGAUUGUAGCAUUUAUGGAAUUUUGCUACAAAUCUCAUUCCGAAGCUAAAAGAGCAAAAAUUCCUCUAGGAGAUGCUAUGAAAGCAAAAGCAAGGCUAACGAUAGGCGUCAAUAGGGAUUUUGAUAACGGAAGGUACUACACUCCAGCCAAUCAAAUAGCAGGAGGUAACGAACAAGAACAGCCUCACACCAAUACCCAUACACAAGUCUGAAUUAACGUUUAUUGAUGGUAAAUUAUUUUUUCUAUAUAGAUAUGCAUUUGUUAUUGAUAGUUUUAGUAUUAUUACGUCAAAGAUAACAAUACAUAAAUAUAUGGCGCAGCUAGUAGGAUUUGCAGAAAGUAAUUCCAAUUAUUUGAAAAAAUCGGCAAUCCUAUUUCAAAAUUGAUAUCAUAAUAUGAAAAUAAAGUUUAUACAGGAAAAUUUUUAAGGCUAACGCAAUUAAUAUGUUUUUUAUUUGGACGUAUUACAUCAUUUUUUCAAGUCAAGUCAACCAUGAAAAUUUCUCUUUGGCGUAAUAAAAAUUAAUAUUAAAUUAAUCAAAAGGUGUUUGUACAGUCGAAUUAAAAUUUUAUUCUACUUUUUAAAUUAUAUUAUCGAUUUAUGUUGAAAUUUUUUUAUUCUAAUAUCAAAAAACAUUCCAAAAAAUCAAAAAAAUUCUAGCUGGGGAAAAUAAUUCUGUAGUUCAUAGAAUUAUUACUAGACUUAGUGGAAUAUGUUUCUGUAACAACAAAUGAAAAAGCUGCAGGCAGAUUUAACAAAUCAAACAUUCAAUAAUCGUUUAAUCUGUGAAGAGCUGCAAGAAGUGAUUACCUAGAUUUUUACAAAAGUUGUAGGUGAAUAUGGAACAUGAAAAUAAUAAUUUGAACAUUCAGCUUCCUUUUUGUUGAUUCCUGUUUAAAAUGUACGAUAGAAGCGAUAAAAAUCGUGAUAAAUUAUAAAACUUGAGCUUUACGAUAAAUGUAUAUUAUCAUUUUUUGAGUGGGCGGAAUAUAUUCCAAAUAUGCCGAAUAAAAAACCUCGUUUGGAGAAAAUUUCUUUCCAUAUACUUGUCGUGUAACAUACCGUUCGGUUUUUUUUUCAAACAUUUUGUUUUGUUCACGUAUUGUGGCUUAGUAGUCACUUCGAGUUUAUUUAUUCUUUCAUUCGAGUUUUUGAACAAAUUAAUUCAAUAAAACCUUGAAAUAAAAGUUUAUUUCCAUAAAUUUCUGGUGAUUUUUAUGUAACGGGAACAUGGAAAUUACUAAAGAAGAAACGAGUAGGUAGAACAAAAUUGAAUAAAAGGAACUUUGAACUUUGAAACAAAAGGAAAUCCAUAAAGAUAUCUGAAAUUUUUGUGAGCACAUUAAAUAAGGCAAAGAAAAACCUACAAGCAAAUAUAAAGGAUAUAACCACCAGAGGUUUAUUAAAAUUUUCUUUUGCUUGAAGUGUAGAUAGGUAGAGGACGAUUUAGAAUCAAUGUCGAGGUUUUAUUGAUUUUCUCGAAUGGAGUGGGAGAUCGAUAACAAAUUAAUUUCUUCAAAAACUCGAAAUUAGAAUAAAUAAAUCCUAAGUGACUACUUUGAAAUAAAAAGUAAUAAGUCGAAUGGUAUGUGAGAGUCGAAAGAACGGAUUUUCAUCCCUAAUAGCAGGGAUGAAAACAUUUAUUCCCUGUGAGGGAGCUGGAGUAGAUUAUUAACAGUAUUAUUGGAACAAUUCUUGGAGAAAUAUCUCCAUGUUUUGAACAAAACUUCAUCCCCACGGAUUUUUGGUCAUUGGAGUGAAUGUAUGAUAAUAGAUACAUGACUAACCAUGUAUAUCUCAUAGUACUUUCUAGUUUCUGCAUACAGGGCGUUUCUAUAUUCGAUCGACAACCCUCUACCAUAGAGAAUCACAAUAGAUGAUUCAUUUUGAUUUAGAAAUACGAAUCCUAGUUGUUGAGAUAUAGAGUAAUCAAAAUUUUAAAUCAAAAUAAAAAAUUUGCCAUAAAUCAAGAACGCUUUUAAAUUUUUUUCUCAAAUUUGGUGAACAAUAUAUUCCUCAAUGAAGUAAUAUUUUGACUUAAACAUACUUUGGAAAAAUUUAGCCAGUGGUGCGCUGUGAGGGUUAGUUGUCACUUUAAACCGCCUAUUUUUUACGCCACUGAAGCACCCUAUAUCUCAGCAACUAGGCCCCGUAAGGGUUCGUAUUCUUAUAUCAAAAUGAAUCAUUUAUCGAGAUCUAUCUGUGGUAAAGCGUUGUCGGUCGAAUAUAGAAACACCCUGUGUAUUCCACUGUCUUUACAUAGAGAUUUAACUUUGUAACCUUGUAUUUAAAUAAAUCUGAGCCACAUCAUGUCCACACUUCGUGGAUUGUUUAACAUUUAAUCUUGAAAAAUGAUAGAUAAUUGUUGUCUAACCAAUUUUCCGACAAGUCUAGUGAUUCAACAUCAUUGUCUUCAUCACUAGAAGGUAUUGCGAAAAUCAUACGAUCGAUUAUACAAUCGAAAUUUGUCUUUUUGUCGAUUAAUCUGUUUUUUUUAUCACAUUGGUGCUAGUUACGUUUUUAAUGUAAGUACUUUUUGAAAGAUAUUAAUAUUCACUCGUCAAUUUACUAAAACUCAGAUAAAAAAUGAUGAGUUUUGUUUUAUUGUAUGAACAUUCGAUAUUUGUCGCUUAUUUUCGAGUCAGAGAACUAAAAAUAGUGACAAAAUUGGAAUUAUGUACGCGAAAUCAAUCAAAAAUAAUCAAAAUGAAAAUAUCAAACAUAUCCAAACGGUUUUACGUUAACGGUUUUCGACUGCACAUCACCCUAGUGGACUAUUAAAUUUUAAUCUUUUAUGGAUAAUAUUUUACAUGUAACGUUUCUACCUGGGUACGUAGUAAAUGUUUGUUUGUUGUA
Messenger RNA from Diorhabda sublineata, 5482 nucleotides. RefSeq names its product glutamate receptor 1-like. Gene Ontology annotation, cellular component: plasma membrane; postsynaptic membrane. Gene Ontology annotation, biological process: modulation of chemical synaptic transmission; synaptic transmission, glutamatergic; monoatomic ion transport. The transcript has 15 exons. NCBI's taxonomy places the organism in Eukaryota, Metazoa, Arthropoda, Insecta, Coleoptera, Chrysomelidae. Gene Ontology annotation, molecular function: transmitter-gated monoatomic ion channel activity involved in regulation of postsynaptic membrane potential; glutamate-gated receptor activity. Bases 44 to 2836 code for a protein of 930 amino acids. The record is from RefSeq and is a predicted model, not a curated record.